AUGAACGACCAAGCCCCGGUGGCGACGCACGUCUUCCCUCCAGGGCAGUCGCCCCUCGAACGACUCCCUGAUGAGAUCAAGCUAAGAAUCGGCUGCUGCCUGAAAGACUCUCCACCUGUACAAGUCGACGCUCGAGACGGGAACAUCUGGAUCGCCUAUAACAACAAUGCCGUUCCGCAACAGUCCUGGACAGAGACCGAUGUCAUGAGCGAGGACCUCGACCAUCGGGAAGAUUAUGACUCGAUACUCGCCCUCGCCUCCACAAGUACCAGACUAUGCAACGUCUUCUUCAACGAGUACUCCAAGAAGCACGGUCUUCAAAACACCCUCUGCAGAAGCAUCGACAAAGGCUACAUCAAUCUUGUCCACCGAGCAGUCGAGGAGGGAGCCGAUAUGAACCAGAUGGGUACCAAACUCGAGUACAGAAGAACACCGCUGAGGCUCGCUGUCGAGGUAGCCCAGCUUCCCGUAGUUCUCUACCUCCUCCGACGCGGAGUUGACAAGGCCGACGAGCUGGUGAUGGGUAUCCUGCGCGACCCCCUCUAUCAAAGAGUAGCCGACCAGAUCAGCGAUCAAGAAGUAGCUGUUCAUAUCAAGAACAACUGUCGUUGCACUUUUCUCCCCAUGCUUUUGGCAGCCGCCUUGAGUGGCUACACGUCCAAGUUCACAUCGCGUUUGCCAUUCGAGACCCAGAAGGCACUCACUCCGACUGGCCGGCACCUCUGGUUCAUUCUUCGCACGUGCAUGAAAUGCCAGUGGGAAUGCGGCUGCGGCGCAAAUGAAGAUGGAGAAUGCCCAAUGCGCCUCAUCAGUCUCCUCCAGCGGUAUGGCGCGAAGUGGACGCCAUGCGAAGCCGUCGAGUUUGCGCUCCCGGCCGACGACUUUUGUAUGGUCAUUGGGCAACAGUCCCCAGGCUCCCAAAGCAUCAACAUUUAUCGUUACAGCAACGGCGGAAUGUUGCAGACCGGCCAUGAUGCGUAUUCUGACACACCCAGACGUGGGGCCGCUGACUUCGCUCGAUUCAAGCCCACUCCCCCAAGGACCAAGACCGGAUACAGCGACCCCAGCCUCGUCAAGCCUUCAGUAGCCGGUGCCAUGGAUCCCAGCCUGCUGAGAAACAAAGCCUACCAGCGAGACCAUUGCCUCCCGUUCAUCACCGCGCUCCUGGAGCACGGAGUCUCUACUGAGGAGGGCGACCUGGCACACGCAAUGAACCUCGCAAGCAACCCAGCCAGCGCGGCCAUGUCCAUCCCCGUUGUGAGAGUCCUCCUGAAGUACGGCACCAAGGCCGACGAGCCCGGCGCCAUGGAGACGGCGAUGCGCCUGGCGUGCAUGGAGACAACCAAGGAUGCGGCCAUGGCGUUCGUCUCUCUACUCCUUGAGUACGGCGCCAGCCCCAGUGCGAGGGAGCUGCAGGACGAGAUACAGGGCGCGGCCGAGAAGUGGUGGAUUCAAGCUGCCUGGCAGUCUUCGGGCGUGUUUCAUCAGAUCCUGAGACUUCUCGAGGAGCACGGCCUGGAUAGCCACAUUGCGGGUGGGAUUCUUGCUAUACUGGGUCUGUACCAUAGCCCUCUGACUGAAGGCGAUGAUGCCCAGGAUGAUAUGUGA
Diaporthe amygdali is the source of this 1608-nucleotide messenger RNA. RefSeq lists its product as uncharacterized. NCBI's taxonomy places the organism in Eukaryota, Fungi, Ascomycota, Sordariomycetes, Diaporthales, Diaporthaceae. The record is from RefSeq and is a predicted model, not a curated record. Gene Ontology annotation, molecular function: protein binding. The transcript has a single exon. Bases 1 to 1608 code for a protein of 535 amino acids.